Messenger RNA from Lathyrus oleraceus (garden pea), 1624 nucleotides. RefSeq lists its product as uncharacterized. The transcript has 4 exons. The record is from RefSeq and is a predicted model, not a curated record. Gene Ontology annotation, molecular function: ubiquitin-protein transferase activity; zinc ion binding. Bases 82 to 1170 code for a protein of 362 amino acids. Gene Ontology annotation, biological process: protein ubiquitination. Lineage: Eukaryota; Viridiplantae; Streptophyta; Magnoliopsida; Fabales; Fabaceae.
AUACACAUAAAAAUACUUUAUUAAACAGAGAAAUUUUAGUUGUUAUUUCUGUAACUGAUCAUUUGUUGAAUUUCAGCUUCAAUGGAUUCUCAAGAUAAAGUUAGAAAGACAAAUGAUCAGCCUGAAGUCUCCUUGAUGGCUGGUGAAAGAGCGAAAUCGCUUAAUCAAGCUUUUCUCAGUAUCUGCGAGUCUCUUAUCGCAGGUGAAGUCGUCGAUGGAGUAUCCAUGAGAAUUGGAAACUUCAUUUCAUGCAUUCUAUCUACUAGUAAACACUUCUUGAAGAAAAAUAUUUCUGAGAUCAUUGAGGAAAAUUCAUCCUCUACAAUAGAUGAAGACAUGUUUUAUGAUGCUGAAGAAAUUUUUUCAAUAAAUGAUGACAAACAUGUCGUAGAAAUCCAAGUAGUGGAUAGUGAAGAUAACACACUCUUGAGAAACCUCAAACAAAAACAAAAACAAAAACAAAAACAAAAACAAAAGGAGACUAUUGAACAUAAGUAUUCUACUCAAUUGAAACAAUCAUAUUGUUCUAUUUGUAUGGAAGCUAAACCAAUUAAAAACAUGUUCAAAAAUCAAAACUGUUCACACUCUUUCUGUGAGGAUUGUAUUGCAAGAUAUCUAGCUGCAAAAAUUCAAGAGAAUAUAUCAAGGGUAAACUGUCCUGAACCAAGCUGCAAAGGAACUUUAGAGGCUUAUCAGUGUACUUCAAUUAUACCAAAGGAUGUGUUUGAUAAAUGGGAAAAUGCACUUUGUGAGAAUUCGGUAUUAGAAUCACAAAAAUUUUAUUGCCCUUUUAAGGAUUGUUCAGCUAUGUUGGUGAACGAUGCAAAGGAAGUUGUAACGGCUUCAGAAUGUCCACAUUGUCAUCGAUUGUUUUGCGCACAAUGUAGGGUUUCGUGGCAUGCAGGAGUUGAUUGUAGAGAGUUUCAAAGUUUGAAAAACAGUGAGCAAGGGAAGGAAGAUUUAUUGACGAUGAAACUUGCAAAGAAAAAGAAUUGGAAAAGAUGUCCACAAUGCAAUUACUAUGUGGAAAAAGUUCAUGGAUGUACUCACAUUAUAUGCAGGUGUCGUCAUCAAUUUUGCUAUGGAUGUGGAGGCACUUGGACAGGAGGGUCCCACUAUAAAUGCUCAAAUUUGUUGAAAAUUUCUGAAGCUUCGUCAUCAUCAUUCUAAUUCUUGGUGAAGAUCAAAUGUUGAAUUUUGUUGUAUACCCUUUCGUAUGAAAUUUUUUUCAAGGGAUUUGCAUGCAUUUGUUUCUGGUAUAGAAAUAAAAAUGUUAGAUAAGAAAAAUAAUUUAUCAUGUUACAAGCCAAUAGAUUAGGUAGGAAACACCGAUCUUGAACCAAUAUUUUUUUCUACUCUUACAAUCCAUCUUAGAAAUUGUUACCACACUUCUUUAAGUUUCACUUUUUUCAAUUCAAAUAUUUUUAGUAUGAAUGUUUGUCUUUCACAACGUAGAAUCGAAGAUAGUGUAGUGUUUUCUUUUUGAUUGGUUGUCAUUUCAUUUUUGUAUUCCCCUAAGUUUUUAAUCCUCCCGUUUAUCAAUUAAUGGUACAAAUAUAUUGGUAAUGAUAAAUUAGAGAAAGAUUAGAAUUCCAUGGCAUGAUUAGUUGAUUAUUUUUAGUUC